Messenger RNA from Triplophysa rosa, 3057 nucleotides. RefSeq names its product serine protease 56 (gene prss56). The coding region runs from base 333 to 2795 and encodes 820 amino acids. NCBI's taxonomy places the organism in Eukaryota, Metazoa, Chordata, Actinopteri, Cypriniformes, Nemacheilidae. The transcript is spliced from 15 exons. Gene Ontology annotation, biological process: proteolysis. Gene Ontology annotation, molecular function: serine-type endopeptidase activity. The record is from RefSeq and is a predicted model, not a curated record.
AAUUCCGCUGGGAGUGCAUUGGCCCUGCACGCCCACCCCUUUAAAGAGUGGUGCUCUUCCAUAUAUCUACAGGAAUACUCCAUGCACGUCAAUCGUUUCAUCAGCAUCCGUCACAAACUGAUUCUUAAAGAGGGAUUGUGGGAGAUAGCUAAGCCAGUCAGGAGGUGGGAAACACCCAGCGCACUCUUUGUGAAAGAAUCCGAAGUGUGUCAAUGUGCGCAUCUGUGACUCAUCUUUUGCACAGCAGGAAGGAACCUGGAUUUUCAACAAGUCUGUCCAUACAAAAUUUGUUUUCCUUAGGAAGACUCACCUGGUGACAGGUGAGUGGAAUCAUGGGAUUGAUGUUGCUGCUGCUGUUGAUUGGUUGGUGUGGUGGAGCACCACCAGUGAGGGAGAUCUACAGGAUGCCACAGAGCGCACUCAAAGUGCUGUCUGAAAGAGGAACUGUAGUGAUGGAGGCAGCUCUGUCCCGCGCCCUGUCUGCGGUAGAUUCAGCCGUAUCAGACCGCAGUAAGGCGGAGGCGGGCUGCAGAGGGUGUGUGCCCUGUCUGUUUCAGGACUGUGGACAGCAAACAGGCACCUGUGCAUCUCUGGACGCAACACAGUCGGAGCCGAGCUGUGAGACGAUCUUUCAUGCUCAGCAGGAAGCCUAUGAAGGCGAGCGGAGCUGGCUGCUCAGUCAAGCCUGUGGCUUCUACAGACGCCGCUGCACACCUGCUCAUCUGAACAAAGACUCGUGCAUCAGAGUCAUGGGGGAGAGCUGCAGCGCUCGUGUCCUGCAUUGCAGUCUACUUAACACCAUGCAUAACCUGGAGCCGGCCACACAAACAACGACACAGGCUAUCUGUGGUCAGCGUCUGUCCAUCAUGCAAAAUCUGACACAGCCUCGCUCUCGUAUCAUGGGAGGGUCUCGUGCCCCACCUGGCAGUUGGCCGUGGCUGGUAAACCUUCGGCAGGACGGGGCUCUGAUGUGUGGAGGUGUGUUGGUGGACAGCUCUUGGGUCGUCACUGCUACCCACUGCUUUGCUGGGAGUCGCAGUGAGAGUUCAUGGACGGCUGUGGUAGGGGAGUUUGAUCUAACGAAAACCGACCCCGAUGAGCAGGUCAUGAAGGUCAAUCGCAUCAUCACCCAUCCGAAGUUUAACCCAAAGACAUUCAAUAAUGACAUUGCUCUGGUUGAGCUCAGUUCUCCGGUUAUUCUGUCUGAACGGGUCACACCUGUCUGUUUGCCCUCUGACCUCGAUCCACCAACUGGUACACCAUGUCUGGUAGCCGGCUGGGGUUCGCUGUAUGAGGACGGUCCCUCUGCAGAUGUGGUAAUGGAGGCGAAGGUACCUCUGCUGUCUCAGACCACCUGUCGCAAUGCACUUGGAAAGGAGCUUCUCACUAACACCAUGUUUUGCGCUGGGUACCUGUCUGGAGGCAUUGACUCAUGUCAGGGCGAUUCAGGAGGACCACUGAUUUUCCAGGACCGUUUAUCGGGACGUUUUCAGCUCUUUGGCAUCACCUCUUGGGGUGAUGGCUGUGGGGAGAAAGGAAAGCCUGGGGUGUACACACGGGUCACUGCUUUCUCUGACUGGGUCAUGACAGAGAUACAGAAAUCCCUUGGGAGUCGAGAGCCCACAUGUCCUGAGCUGCUUAAGACAACCGAUCUGUCUGAAGAGCAACAGAUGUCAGAGUUCACUGCCCUCUGCCACUUCUACACACUGUCCUGCCCUUCGACUCUUGACCCCUCUGACUGCCAGCAACUCGCUCAGGACAAAUGCCAAAGCCGAUUUAAGAAGUGCCAGUUACAUUCCUUCCUGCAGACUCUGUUGGACCUGCUUCAGAGGGCCGAUGACUACAUUAGAGACAAUGUCGAUCUGAUCUUUUUCACGCAGACUCUUCCUCAGCUGGUGGAGAACGUCUACAACUCUGCUCAUAUGACACGACAACGCAGAGACGCACCUGAAACAGAGCAGGUAGUAUUGCCAGCACUCUUCCAGAAAGUGGGCCCCCUGGUGGACCACUGGGAGAACUACCUCAGAGACAUUGCUGAAGAUCUGGAUCAACAAAAUAAUUUGAAGAACUCCAAGGAACUGUCUCAGGAGGAGCAACUCUUUAUACCGGAUGGAGACACUGAAAAAUCACCUGUUCAUCAGCUAGACAGAGCACUUCGCUCCUCCAUUGCUGCCCUGCGCUCCAAACUGGAGUCACUCCGCAUUCCUGUCAUACCAGACUUAGAAUAUCGACUGUUUCAGAGGAAUUUCAACAUUCCCAUCACUGGGAUACCACAACAGGAUAACACUGCUCAGAUAUUUAAAGCUCUCACAGGAAGUGUCACAGGAAGUCCAGUGAUGACCGCAUACACUCAAGAGAAUAUGGAUACAACAUCUGUGAAAACUUCUGCUCUACCGUUAAGAACCCUGGGCUCUGCUGAAUCACUGCUUGAUAAAAACUCUGUUCCUACCCAGAAUGCUCAGGCACUCUUCAAAAAAGUCCGUCGCAGGAGGAAGAAAGCAACGAAUGAAAAAGUUUGCUCAGGAGUAACUGAAUCUGCUCAGCUGGUCAGCACUACCAAGCAGAUGUACAGCUGGAUCCUGGCUGUUCCCUCUAACAACCUCAACAUGACCUUCCAAGAGGUGCUGGUUGACCUAAACUCUAAGAAUGACCACGGUUUGUAUCAGUCACGGAUCAAGGCUACUGUUGGUGGGCGACCUUUCACCUUUUACAGCUUGGUGGGUCUGGAGACAGAGGCGUUCUACCGGAGCAUGCCACGCAUCAUUGGCGUUGCCAUCGAUGCUCUCAAAACGUAAAUGAAAGGGGAAAUGAUGCUGUAACUGGAUGCUGUAAGGCGUUGCCUACAUUACAAACCCAGAUCACAAAGGGAUCGCUUUUCAACAGCUCUGCCUCUCAGAAUGAGUUGCGCAGGACAGCUGGCACUUUUCUGGACGAUGAACGAUCCCAUCUGGUCAACGCAAUCUAGGACUGACCUGACCUGACAGUGACGCUAUGUCCACCCUGACUUAACUUAUUCAGCAGGAGCAUAGGUUGAUCCUACUGCCCCACCUGCAAACU